Molecule: messenger RNA, 2001 nt
Organism: Elaeis guineensis (African oil palm)
Lineage: Eukaryota; Viridiplantae; Streptophyta; Magnoliopsida; Arecales; Arecaceae
Product: organic cation/carnitine transporter 4
Biological process (GO): transmembrane transport
Cellular component (GO): membrane
Molecular function (GO): transmembrane transporter activity
Source: RefSeq, a predicted model, not a curated record
UUAUAAUUUAUCCGCCGCCCCGAAGGAAACGGAGCUUGUUACAGAGGAUUGCACCUGCGGCGCAAUAUACCGCAUCUGCGUGUAAAGUGCCCUCGACGACGGUAUUAAGAGCGAAAGAGAGGGGAGGCGCGAAUCAAAAAGAUGGCCGUGAAUCCCGGCUUGGAAUCGGAAUCUGCAGCCGGAGAUGGCGGCGCAGCCGAUCUCCUGUAUCCCCUCCUCCGAGCCGACGACGGCGAUCGGGAGGGGGAGGAGAGGAUGGGGAUCGACGAGAUGCUCCGGUGGCACGCCGGCGAGUUCGGGCGCUGGCAGCUGCGGCACUUCGUGCUCACCUCCGCCGCCUGGGCGCUGGAGGCCUUCCACACCAUGGUGAUGAUCUUCGCCGACCGGGAGCCGGCCUGGCGGUGCUCCGGCGGCCCUUGCCCGGCCGACCCGUGCGGCGUCGGGCCGGACGAGUGGGAAUGGGCGGGCGGUCCAGCGGAGUCAACGGUGAAGGAGUGGGGCCUCGUUUGCGGCGACAAAUACAAGGUCGGUCUCGUCCAGUCCGGCUUCUUCGCCGGAUGCAUGAUCGGUGCUGGCGUCUUUGGCCACCUCUCAGAUUCUUUCCUCGGAAGGAAAGGGUCCCUGAUCAUGGUCUGCAUUCUAAACACCAUCUUCGGCCUCCUAACGUCCAUAUCUCCAACUUACUGGGUCUACGCUACCCUCCGCUUCCUCACCGGAUUCAGCACCGGCGGCGUCGGCCUAUGUGCCUUCGUCCUUGCCACCGAGCCAAUCGGCCCGACAAAGCGAGGAGCUGCAGGGAUGUCCACGUUCUACUUUUUCUCCGGAGGCAUCGCCCUCCUCUCCGGCAUUGCCUACCUCUUCCCAUCCUGGCGCUCACUCUACAUCGUCACCUCUCUCCCCUCCCUCCUCUUUCUCAUCGCCAUCCUUCCCUUCGUCUCGGAAUCCCCUCGGUGGUACCUCGUGCGCCGUAGAAUCCACGAGGCCAUGCGCGUCAUCCGAGCCAUCGCCAAGAGCAACGGCAAGCACCUCCCUAAUGGAGUAACCCUUAAGCUUGACGACGACGACGACGACGACGACGACCAAGAAAACCUGAAGCGAAGCAAGAAUGACCAACCCCUUAGCGAAAAGGCUGUUUCCGGCUCCAUCGUCGACGUUCUCCGCUCGCCCACAACUCGAAUUCGCCUCAUCCUAACGGUUGCCAUCAACUUCUUGUGCUCCAUCGUGUAUUAUGGCCUCAGCUUAAACGUUGUCAACCUCAAGACCAACCUCUACCUCAGCGUCCUCCUCAAUGCCAUCGCCGAGAUGCCGGCGUUUGUGCUAACAACGGUGCUGCUGGACUGGUUCGGAAGGAAGCCGUUGGGUGUUGGAACAAUGUGGCUCAGUGGCGCCUUCUGCAUCGUUGGAAGCUUGGUAGGUAGCGUCGGAGCGAUGAAGAUCGUGAGGAUGGUGUGUGGAAUAAUAGGAAUUUUUGGGAUGGCGGCGACGUACAACUUGCUCUUUAUUUACACGGCGGAGCUGUUUCCGACGGUGGUGAGGAAUGCAGCGCUGGGAUGUGCGACGCAGGCCGCACAGUUGGGUGCGAUAUUGGCUCCGCUGGUGGUGGUUCUCGGGGACGGCGUUCCGUUUGCCGUGUUUGGGGUUUGUGGGCUCGCGGGUGGAAUGCUUGCCUUCUUCUUGCCGGAGACGAUGAACCGGCCGUUGUAUGAUACCAUGGCUGGGCUGGAAGAGGGAGAGAGCAGAGUUGUAGAGUGAACAAAUUACGAGCCUCGUGUGAUCGGAGUAUCAUUUUCGCCAUGUUUUCGUUUUUUUUUUUUUCUCCCUUCUUUUUUUCUAUCUUUUCUUCUUCUUUUUUAAAUAGUUGAGAGGCUUCGAUUAUUUUUCUUUUCGUGAUGCAUGGAUUGAGAGAAUGUGGAAAAUAUAAUGAUGUCUCCCGAAGUUUGCUUUCGUAAUGCAGAAAUUGGAAGAUGCAACAACCGAAAUAUUAAUGCAAUUUUAUGAACA